AUGGCGUCACACCCGCCGACACAGUGGCAUGUCAAACAGGCGGUCACAGGCCUGGGCAUAACAAGCACAGACACACUAAUCCAUCUGGCCUACUCCUCUGCCUGCCGACGUCAGCCACCAACCCCUCGUCUGUGUUGCCUCAUGCUCCACGCACACCUGCCCAGGCCUGCUUGCUCUCGUCAGCUUCUGGAUCCCCGGCUCACCUCCCCCACCUCCAUUCGCACUGUGUUCCUCCGUGCAUCUCCGCACACCUGCUCCAGCCUGCUUCACUCGACAAACUGGAUGCCCGGCUUCGGACCUCCGCUCCACCUCCGGAGAAACUCCCUGGCCCUGGACAUUAGCGGCUGCCUUCAUGCAGCCGAUCGCGUCGGCAGGCAGGUGACGGCCCAACCACGCUUGUCCCUCCCUGUCUCCCUCAGCGACCUCCUCUUGUGCCCGGCGCUUCGCCGCCUAGCGGCCUACGGGCUGGAGGAACGGCGUCACAGCCAGCGACAUCCAUUAUGGGAGACGCAGCAUGUCCCUCCAGUGGCAAGGCCGCCAGGAAACUCAGGGGCUGACUUCUGUGACCCCUGGCCUCCAGUACAGGUGGAGCAGUGGGAAGGCAGAGUGGUGGCAGCUGGAAGGGCGAGCGGGUGUCUGAGUGCCGAGCCUGAUAUUUGCGCACCUCUCGGCGUAAUGUCCCUCAGGAAGAGCUGCCAGGAAGGAGGAAUCCACAACCCCAGGCAGACUAAUGCCUGGGAGCUGUAUAUCGGUGGCGUGACAAAGAGCAUGUACAGCAACCUGCCCAAGCUCAUCGCCUCCCGGGACGGGUACCAGGGCUGCCUGGCCUCCGUGGACCUGAACGGGAGACUCCCCGACCUGAUCGCAGACGCCCUCCACAGAGUGGGGCAGGUGGAACGAGGCUGCGAUGGACCCAGUACCACCUGUACGGAGGAGUCUUGCUACCAUCAGGGGGUGUGUCUCCAGCAGUGGGAGGGCUUCACCUGCGACUGCACCAUGACGUCCUAUGGAGGUUCAUUUUGCAACGAUCGUAAGUGA
Molecule: messenger RNA, 1038 nt
Organism: Notothenia coriiceps (black rockcod)
Lineage: Eukaryota; Metazoa; Chordata; Actinopteri; Perciformes; Nototheniidae
Source: RefSeq, a predicted model, not a curated record